AUGAGGCUGCAUUGUGAGGUGGAGGUCCGUAGCUGCCACUUACCCGCCUUGGGCCUCAAGGCCCGAGGCAAGGGCGUGCGAGCGGUGGUGGGCCUGUGCCAGCCGCCGCGCAGGAGUGAGCUGCAGCCUGGGGGAAGUGCAGAGUCCGGCGGCGGGGCCUGCCUGCUUGUUUCCACCAUGAAGGACAGGCAGGGAACCCGCUACGAGCUAAGAGAGAACAUUGAACAGCUCUUCACCAAAUUUGUGGACGAGGGGAAAGCCACUGUCCGGUUAAAGCAGCCUUCUGUGGACAUCUGUCUGAGUAAGGCCAAUCCUGGCAGCUUAAAGACUUUCCUUUCAGCUUUGAGACUGGCUCAUAGAGGCUGUGACAUCGACACACAACUUUCAACACUCAAACCAGUGAAGACUUCAGAAUUUGAAAAAUUUAGAACCAAAAUGGUUAUCACAUCCAAAAAGGAUUAUCCUCUGAGCAAGAGCUUUCCGUACUCUCUGGAGCAUCUUCAGGCUUCUUACUGUAGGCUUGCCCGAGUUGAUAUGCGUAUGCUCUGCUUAAGAAACCUUAAGAAGUUAGACCUGAGUCACAAUUGUAUAAAAAAGCUUCCAGCUACAAUUGGAGACCUCACCCACCUUCAAGAGCUUAACCUCAAUGACAAUCACUUGGAGUCGUUCAGUGUGCCCUUGUGUCAUUCCACACUCCGGAAGUCACUUCAGAGUUUGGAUCUCAGCAAGAACAAAAUCAAGGCCCUCCCUGUGCAGUUUUGCCAGCUCCAGGAACUUACAAAUUUAAACCUUAAUGAUAAUGAGUUGAUUCAUUUUCCUUUCAAGAUAGGACGGCUAACAAACCUUCGUUUUCUGUCAGCAGCUCGGAACAAGCUUAGAAAUCUACCUUGUGAAUUUAAAAUGUUAUCCCUGGAGUACUUGGAUCUUUUUGGAAAUACUUUUGAAAAACCAGAAAUCCUUCCAAUUAUAAAGCUUCAAGUACCAUUAACUUUACUAGAAUCUUCUGCACAAACCGUACUAUCUAAAAGGAUUCCAUUUGGCCCUCAUAUCAUUCCUUUCCAUCUUUGCCAAGAUUUGGAUACUGCCAAAACCUGUGUCUGUGGAAGAUUUUGUCUACAGUCAUUCAUUCAAGGAACUACUACAAUUAAUCUACACUCUAUUGCCCACACUGUGGUCUUAGUAAAUAAUAACAUGGAUAGAAUGGAAGCUCCUAUUAUCUCUUACUUUUGUUCUCUAACCUGUUAUGUAAAUUCCUCUGAUAUGUUAAAAUAAUUACUGGUAUAACAAAGUUCUUUAGAUGUAGAUUAGCUGAAUAUUUAUUUGUGCUUUAACAGUAACAUAGUGGAGAAAGGGAAGCUUUGUGUAUAUUUGUAUGGGAAGAAAAUGUAUAUUAUGUUAGCCCUUUCAACCAUUUGACUCUGGGAUUUUAAUUAAAGCUGAAUUUAACUUUGGCAGUGGAUCAAUGGCUCAGCAGUAAAGAGCAUUAGCUUCUGUUCCCAGCACCCACAUUACGCAUCACAACUAUUUGUACUCCAGAUCCAGGGAAUCCAGUGCACUCUCCUCAUCACCAAGGACACCAGACAUGUAUGUGGGAUAGAUACAUAUGUUCAGUCAAAAUACUAAAUAAAUCUUUAGUUUUAUUGUGAAGUUAGCAUAUUCAU
Messenger RNA from Acomys russatus (golden spiny mouse), 1661 nucleotides. RefSeq names its product leucine rich repeat protein 1 (gene Lrr1). Gene Ontology annotation, molecular function: protein binding. The record is from RefSeq and is a predicted model, not a curated record. The transcript has 4 exons. The coding region runs from base 1 to 1272 and encodes 423 amino acids. Lineage: Eukaryota; Metazoa; Chordata; Mammalia; Rodentia; Muridae.